UUUUUUUUUUUUUUUUUUUAUACAAAAGGAUGUUUACGAAUGAACUCUUCAUUGAAGUGUUCUUCCAGCUUAAUACUCCGCGAACAAAUCAGACUUUACCUGCAUGUAAAAAAAACAUUCUUUUAUGAAGGUGACUUCGUUCAACAAUGUGUAUUUCAGUACAUCUCUUGGCUUGUGACUUAGGUCAUUCUUUCUGAUGAAGGACUAACCCUGUUUCAUUUGGCAUGGUAUUUGACCGUGCUGGCUGCAGGCGGCCGGGUUACGACGAUCGAGUCUUGUCUACUGACUCUGUUCAAUGUCUCUAGUAUGUGGUGGUAAAAACUAAAAAUUGUAGGCUUUGACUUUGAUAAUUUGCAGUGACAGUUCCUGGGGAUAUCUAAGAUGGAAAUAUCUCGAGUUUGUUUUUGGUUGUAGACUAUUUAGUGUGGGUAUUUUAACAUACCCGAGAAUGUACUUAACCAUAGUACCUCGUAUAUGAAUCUGUCCCAGUGUACAAGUUACGAUACAUCGCACGCUAUGAUAUAUAAUUAGAAAAAUAAGCUCUUACUAUGACUUUGCUUCUAAACACAACCAUAUGAUGCAGAGUGGUAGACAAUGAAUAAAAGUGACAAUAAUUGUAGAUAUCCUAACAAGAUGGCAACUUGCACAUGUGUACAGUUGUUGAUGUUAUGCAAAUGAAUGAAUAUAAUUACGGACAAUUUUUGAUAGACAGGACGCAGAGAUAAGGAUUUAUUUUUUAUGACCCACGGAGAACCAGUUUUAAGACUGAGCGCAUGAGUAGAGAAGAUAGCUCACUCGUGUAUUCCUCGUACUUGAGUUCCUAUCGUGAAACAUCUGUUGUUUGCAGCUAGCAAUUCUAUGUCUGCUUAUGUUCAACCGCCAUUUUGUUCAAAUCUUCCACUAUCCAAAAUGGCGGCGGGUAGCUGAUUCACAAUUACACCGAUGGGUUAUUUUGGGGCCUUUUUAUUGCGAUAGCGGGUCGUUGUUGGAUUUUCGAGCCCUUUGAAGUUUUCUGGCAUAUUAGUGGUUUAUCUAUCGUUCUGGGCUCUCUUUUCUUUGACAUGGACGACUCCGGUGUAUUAGAGAAGAUCGGAAAGAAAAGGUAUCGCCGCAGACAAGAAAGAGAACGUUAUCACACCACCGCUAUCGACAUCAACCAAAUAAACGCCGCCGCGAUGUCCGCCUCCACUCUCACCGCCUCCACAACAUCAACUUCCACCCCCGGAGGUAACAAACUCGCACAGGAGAUUAACGACGAGUUUCUGACAUGUAAAAUCUGUCUGGAGUGCUACAAAAGCCCCAAAUGCCUUGACUGCCUGCACACGUUCUGCGAGCAGUGCAUCGAUAACCAUAUCAUGAAUGAAUGCACCUACAAGAAGUACAGCGACUAUCGAGAGUUCACAUGUCCACUGUGUCGCAAAAGAACACAAUUACCGCUAGGUGGCGUCAAGAAACUUCCGGACAACUUUCUUGUUUCGAGUCUGUCGGAACUUGUUCAGAGACAGAGACCGUCCAAAUUCCCUUUCUGUGACAUCUGUAAGCUCGUUAACAGAAAACACCGCGAAGCGACCUCAAAAUGUUUAGAUUGCAACAAGCUGCUGUGCAAGCAAUGUGUUGAGAUGCACAAAGAAACGAAAGUCACAAAGAACCACAGCAUUUUCGAUGUAGAGAUUGAAAAAGAUAUUGAGUGUAAAGAACACUCGGAAGAAGUUGUUCGCUUCUACUGCGAGCCUUGCGAAGCUUGCAUCUGUGUUCUCUGCACAUUCAAUGAACACAAGGAUCACGAAAUUACUCAGUUUUCGGAGGCAGUGAUUAAGUACAAAGAAACCAUCCAACAUCUUCUUGAUGACUGCAAGGAAAAAAUUGCCACAUACGACACUCAACUUGAAGUUUUGUCUAAGUGUGAAACCGUCAUUCGAAGUACAGAGCAAAAGGUUAGAGAUACAGCUAUCCAAUUCAUCGCCGAUAUCCGAACAAAGGAAAAGAAGUUGAUCGACGAUUUACAUGAAAUAUAUGGUUCCGACGUUAUGGAUUAUGUGGCAAAAAGAAAUGAUAUGCAGGCAAAUGUUGAUAGCUUGAAGAGCACGUGUAGUCUUACUGAACUGGUUCUUAGAGGAAAAGACAUAGAACUUUUGCUUCUCAAAAAGCAAGUUCAGGAGAAAUUGUCAGGAUUAUCAGAGAUUGAAUUACGAGAAUUGCCAAAAACAGUGGAAAAGAGUAUAACAUUUAUUCCUGGUGGAUUAGACAUGGGUACCCUAGAAGACAUUGACGACUCAAAAGCGCCAAAAAUUCGUAACCAGAGAACGUUUGCAGGUAUAGGAUCGCAAAGAAAUGUUCCAGCAGAUCCCCCUAAAUUCUAUCGUACUUAUUCGACGCAAACGGAAGAUGUGGAGGAACCAGAGAAGCCUACGUUUACGGAAUCGUACGUACAAACGGACGUUUUUGGAUCUGGAACACAUGGCGGGACUACGGAUAAGGCAGUAGAGACUGACAAAGUCGAUGUAUUAGAAAAGGGGGUCAAUACACGUUCACGCAGCUUGCAGAGUGUAUCAGGUAUCCAACCGAUUCCAAGAUCUUCGUCACGUGAUGAGAAUAACACCAAUGGAGAAGUGAAUGCACAGGGAGAGCCGAUGUCGCCUACAACUGCCAGACGACACCGCAGGCGCCGAGAACGCCCAAAAGUAGAAGUCUCUUCUAGACCAACCACCAAUCGACCGCAGUCACAAGGCGUGGUGAUCGCUAACGCUGGAGGGCCGUGUCCUGUCCUUACCUACAGCAGUAGCAUCGAUGAAAAUUAUUUCAGUCCAGAGGGAAGUAUUGCUUCUCCAUGAUGAAGGCUUAUUCUAGAAUAGAUUUUAUCAAAUUUGAAUGUAUAGAUCAGCUGGUUCUGAGCGCCACUGAUUUAGAAAGGGAGCAAACUGAAAUCCCUUCCAGGUUUCGUACAUCAUGUUGUUUUUAGAACUAACAAAAAAGUAGCGGCUGAAUGUGCAAUCGUGUUUAUAUAAGCGUAACUAUAGUUCAGUGUUGACGAAUACUCAUUUAAAUAUUCUGUGACACCGUGUACCCUAAGCAUAUCAUUACGUUAGUAGUCCGUUGUUUGGGUGCAACCAAACUUUCUUUCCGUGAAAAACUUGUGCCAAACCAUACACCGAUUCCUUUCCAUAUAUUUGAUUUAGUAACGGGAUGAAGAGACCAUCAGUUUUUAUCCAGUGUGUUUAUCUUACGACAAUUGAAGAUUUUUUUUCCACUGUCUACAUUUGUUAUAUAAUUUUACUAUAUUUCAUCCACAAUUUUGAAGGAAAGAUUGGAAAACGUUAUUUUAUUAGAUGUGAUAUUGUACUUAACGAUGUAUUCCACAUAAUUAUAUAUUAAUAAUAUAUUUUAUAUUCAUAAGCCUUAAUCGUGACCAAUGUACGGAUAGUCACGUGAUCAAUAUUAUCUGCGACUCAUCAUACAGAUGGAAUUCGAAAAGAGUUGAAGAGAGUUCCUUCCAGACUUUUCUGACAUGUUGAAGUAAAACUCUUUCUGUGGAAUGAGAAAAGUUUUAUCAUCAUAUGAUCCGGAAAAGUGGAUCUAAGGGGAGUGGAUCUAGGGGUUUUGGAAGGAAUGCUCUGUUGAGCAAAUUCUUGAAUUAAAUAGGCUUAGUGUGUAUUUAGCAACAUACAUGUAGCUUAUACCACUUUUAGAUGUUACACUGUUAGAAACUGUUCACAUUAAAUUUAUCUGUGAUAGAAAA
Ostrea edulis (European flat oyster) is the source of this 3736-nucleotide messenger RNA. Its product is annotated as tripartite motif-containing protein 45-like. The record is from RefSeq and is a predicted model, not a curated record. Bases 1062 to 2831 code for a protein of 589 amino acids. Gene Ontology annotation, cellular component: nucleoplasm; chromatin. The transcript is spliced from 2 exons. Gene Ontology annotation, biological process: positive regulation of DNA-templated transcription. NCBI's taxonomy places the organism in Eukaryota, Metazoa, Mollusca, Bivalvia, Ostreida, Ostreidae. Gene Ontology annotation, molecular function: ubiquitin-protein transferase activity; zinc ion binding.